UAGCGGAAGUGAUUUCACGUCCGGCCUGGCUGUUGUGUUUGGAAGGGGAGAGGGGUGGAGGGAGAAGAACCCGAAUAAAGAGUGGGGGGGGGCACGAGGCGGCCGUGGCGGAAGAGACCAGCUCGGAGCCCCAGCGCGCACCCUCUGCCGUCCCGCUUUCAACAGCAGAGAAACACUGGAAUUACUGUACUGAAUUACAUCUGUGAACCGUCCAGUCCAGUGAUCAGCACCAGAUGCUUUGGAGGCUUCAAGUCAAAGGCUCAGCCAUGAAAGAUCCAAGUCGCAGCAGUACUAGCCCAAGCAUCAUCAACGAAGAUGUGAUUAUUAAUGGUCACUCUCAUGAAGAUGACAAUCCGUUUGCUGAGUAUAUGUGGAUGGAAAACGAAGAGGAAUUUAACAGGCAGAUUGAAGAGGAGUUAUGGGAAGAAGAAUUUAUUGAGCGUUGUUUCCAGGAAAUGCUGGAAGAGGAGGAAGAACAUGAGUGGUUUAUUCCCGCUCGAGACCUCCCACAAACAAUGGAUCAAAUCCAGGACCAGUUUAAUGACCUCGUUAUCAGUGACAGCUCAUCACUGGAGGAUCUGGUGGUCAAGAGUAAUCUGAAUCCAAACGCAAAGGAGUUUGUUCCUGGGGUGAAGUACUAAAUAUGAGUAGACUGGGCCCUCUUUUGGUGGAUGUAGCACAAUUUCCACACUGUGAAGCCAGUAUUAGAAGAUUUAAUUGUAAAAGCUCUCUUCUUGUCACUGUGUUACACUUAUGCAUUGCCAAAGUUUUGUUAGUCUUGCAUGCUUAAUAAAAGUGCUGAGACUGUUAUUAAGUAAAAAGCUGUCAAAAGUUUAAUGAAAACAUAAUUGGACCCUGGCUUUCUGUGAAGGAGACAGUGAGGUAAGAAGCACCAGUCAAGUUGAGACAAAGUACCAAAUUUAUGAAAACCUCUUGCAGACUCUGUUUUUUAACAGGAUUUAGGAUUUAACUAAGGAUGGUCUGUUACUAAAACAUGUCAACUGGUGUUAAUUUGCACCUGAUAAUGCCUUAACUUCAAAAUAAAAGGAAGGUUAUCGGAUCAUUAUGCAAAUUAGCUAACUUUCCGUUUCAGUAUUUUUACUAAUGUUAAUUUUUUUCCUUAUAAAAAAACUUUACUUCAUGCUCUUCUUUUUGAGAAGUGUGAAUGAUCAUACCAGACUUCUACAGACCUGUGCAGAGUCCUAGAUCUCAGCUACUGAACUAACAAACAAGCCGUUGGAAGAAAUGUCCUGUAUUUACAGUAUAUCGUGUUACAAAUGUCUUUGUUUCACUUCCUAAUUACAUUUAAGGAGAUGUUUCAUCACAAUUUCUUCCAAGAACUUGGCUACAUAGCACACUGUCUGUGUAACUUCUAGCAUACAACCUUAAUCGAGCUGGAUUUAACCAAGAAAACUUUAGCGUUAGUGAUUUGAGUGGUGCUUUUCCCUUGCUUUGUUUAAUCAUCACUACACAAUAGUCUACAGCACAACAACUUUUUUCUUUUAAUAAAGCUAGAACAGUUUUGGCUUCUUAAACUUCAUAUUUGGGUAGGUUAAGCUGCCAUACGUGUUCAGUGUGAAUAGUGUUUAAGUUGAAAAUAUUGUAAAAAAAUUAUAUUUUUUCAAAAAUAUUUAAAAAAAUAAAUAAUAGUAGAAAUGA
This is a messenger RNA of Chelonoidis abingdonii (Abingdon island giant tortoise), 1659 nucleotides long. It is a transcript of the gene PAIP2, whose product is annotated as poly(A) binding protein interacting protein 2. Gene Ontology annotation, cellular component: cytoplasm. Gene Ontology annotation, molecular function: mRNA regulatory element binding translation repressor activity. Gene Ontology annotation, biological process: negative regulation of translational initiation. The record is from RefSeq and is a predicted model, not a curated record. NCBI's taxonomy places the organism in Eukaryota, Metazoa, Chordata, Testudines, Testudinidae.